UUGAGCGCCACAGCGACACUGAAAAUGCUUUUAACGCUGCACGGCUGUCAGUAUUGAUGAAAGUUAUAACCUUGUUUUUAAUAUUUCACGUGUCUUAUUGAGAGCGCUUUCGCUUAAAAGUGAUCCGUAGUUUUUUCGCUUGUUGCACCAACCGCGCUGUGUGUUUAGUGGUUCCGUUAGUAACUAAGUUUGCAUAUCGGUUUAAAAAUAAAUGGUAUAGAUAAUCGUAGUAGAGAAAGCGUGCGACCUUCGGGCGGUCAGGGCCCCGCGGUGCAGCUGCGCAGUGAGUCCCCGCUGAAGGUCAACUGCUUGGUUUUCACGGACACGCAUCCCAGUACCCUCUAGUAUUCAACCUGGAAUACCAGAACUCUUCUCACAUUUCUUGUGGCAAGCUUAAGCUGUGAUUGUGAAGUGUAAAGACUCCCCACCGCACAGCCAGGCACGGACACUGUAAGCUCGCCUCCCGCGAUGAAGGCCUCGACUUGGAACCUUCGCCACGCAAAGUCCCACGCCCGUUGAUGAGAUGCCAGCCAAGAUGAUGGGCGGUCGCGCUGCCGCCGGGCUCGGCACCGACGUCAGCGUGGCGGACUCCCCCCUCGCGACCUUCGAGUCUCUGACACAGGCCGCCGUGGUGGCCGUCAUCGGGGUCGCCAUCGUCGUCUCCAACAUACUCAUCAUCGCCGCUUUUGUCAACUUUAAAGGUCUGUCGAACGAGGUGAUCAACAACUACCUGCUGUCGCUGGCCGUGGCGGACCUGCUGUGCGGGCUGUGCGUCGUGCCGCUGUCUGUGUACCCGGCCAUCACAGGGCGCUGGAUGUUCGGCGACCUGAUGUGCCGUCUGUCGGGCUACCUGGAGGUGACCCUCUGGUCGGUCUCGGUGUACACCUUCAUGUGGAUCUCCGUGGACCGCUACCUGGCCGUCCGCAAGCCCCUGCGCUACGAGACGGUUAGUGCGACGGUACAAACACGCACGCGGAGCCAAUGUUGGAUGGUGUUCACGUGGAUCUCGGCCGCCAUGCUGUGCUGCCCGCCGCUGCUGGGCUACAAGGAGGAGGCGCAGUUCGACAAGAAGACGCUCAUCUGCAUGCUGGACUGGGGCACGACCUACGCCUACACGGCCACGCUCGCCAUCCUCGUGCUCGGGCCCAGCGUCAUCUCCAUCACCUACAACUACUCCUACAUCUUCUCCAUGAAGCGCAAGAUCAGCAGCGGCAUCCCGAUCCACGACAAGGAGUACGCCACGGCGCUGGCAGAGAACCUCGGCAACCCGAGCCACUGGUUCAGCUUCGUCCUGGUCUCCGUGUUCUGGCUGAGCUGGGCGCCGUACGCGGGGGUGCGAUUCUACGAGUACUGGCUGGGGCACGAGCUCAAGGUGCCGAUGCUGCACUUCGGCGUGGUCUGGCUCGGGAUCCUCAACUCGUUCUGGAAGAUCGUGAUCCUGCUGUCGCUGAGCCCGCAGUUCCGCCUCGCGGUGCGCAUCCUGUGCCUCACGGCGUGCUGCCGCAGCAAGUCCCGCCUGCAGGCCGAGCUCAUAGGCAUGGACAACGACGACUGACUCCUUCCCGGUACUUGGUAAAGCAAUGACAGCUGGCACGUUCUCUGGAGCGGACUCGGCGAUGGACGGACGCUGCUAGGCUGUGUCAUGUCGGGGUCACCAUCCUGUUAGUUAGGAAAAGGUUACACGUCCGUCUCAUCUCAAGUCCGUAGGUUUAACAUCGCAUGUAAACGAUUGAACAGUUAACAUUCCAAGGAAUAAGGAUGCUAUCAUUGAAAUACUUAGUACCGCGAAGAAAUAAACUACCAAAAUGUUUUAUUAGAAAAAAGUAUCUUGCUCUAAUCUAGGUGUGUUUCUUUGAUGAUGGCUUUCAUCGACGACUAGCUCACAAUGUGGCAUUCUAAUUUCAACUAGCGAGUAGGGUCCGAGGUUCUUGCGGGGAUGGCGAGUCUGUCUAAACUUUACUCUUGUCUAUUCCGGGCUGGAGGGUUCAUACAUACAUUCGUGCUCACUUCCAUUGAAGAUUCUAAAUAAUUAAGGACCAUCUAUUUUUAACUAUCUUACUCGUACAUCCACCCUUUUAGAUUAGUUGUAAGUUAGUAAUCUAGAAAGUGUGUUGUUGACUUAAAUGGUGGAAUCACAUUGCCAUCUUGCAUUUGCGUUUUCUAUGUAAGUAAGCUACUUAAUCGUUAACUGUAUGAUUUCAAGUUCGUCCGCAUGAUCUCAUUUCAAAGACUACAUACCUAAUAUAUCGUAUGAUGACAAUAAUUAGGUUCUAUUUUAAUUUAAGCAGCUAUUUACACCUAAUUUACGAAUGUUUAUUAAAGCAAAUCGACUUGAAAUUGCCAAUGUAAAGCAAUAUUUGUAUCCAUAUCAUAAAGUUGUAAAUUGGUGGACUCUCAGUCGGUCCCGCCGAGCGCCGACUGUGUUUGACUACUGUAUUGUAUUCACAUUAGUUCCUCCCCUCUCCCCCUCACAUGGAUGUCUGUAUUAUACGAAUGAAUAAAUAAUUAAUAAAGUGUGAAUUGUUAAUGAAUCUGUAUCGAAUGAAACGAUAUCAGAUCCAUUUGCGUCUGUAUUUAAAUUGCAGAUAUAAUUAUGUUUAAGAUAUUUAGAAGAUGAAUAUAUAAAAGAUAUACGUAAAUUAUUUACUUUAUUAAUUUCUGUCUGGCAUUUUACUUAAUCUUUCCAGUUCAGUUAAAAAGGGUUUGGACCGUCACAAAUACCUAAUUCCAUUCAUUUGAACAACAUAAUCAGGGUCUACGACUACCGAAAAACUAACCAGAUGAUCUACUGUUUUGGAGAUCUUUCAUCAAGAGAUAAUACCCUCGAAAAGGAACGUUUAUUUUAAAACAUCACACUGGUCAAACUUUAUAUUUUUCGCAAGCAUAUUAUGGCAUCUUGUAUACCUACCGUUUAGUG
Plutella xylostella (diamondback moth) is the source of this 2917-nucleotide messenger RNA. It is a transcript of the gene DopEcR, whose product is annotated as G-protein coupled receptor DopEcR. Lineage: Eukaryota; Metazoa; Arthropoda; Insecta; Lepidoptera; Plutellidae. The record is from RefSeq and is a predicted model, not a curated record. Gene Ontology annotation, cellular component: membrane. Gene Ontology annotation, biological process: G protein-coupled receptor signaling pathway. Gene Ontology annotation, molecular function: G protein-coupled receptor activity.